Messenger RNA from Myxocyprinus asiaticus (Chinese sucker), 3378 nucleotides. Its product is annotated as partitioning defective 6 homolog gamma-like. The transcript has 3 exons. NCBI's taxonomy places the organism in Eukaryota, Metazoa, Chordata, Actinopteri, Cypriniformes, Catostomidae. The record is from RefSeq and is a predicted model, not a curated record. Gene Ontology annotation, cellular component: apical plasma membrane; cell cortex; nucleus. Gene Ontology annotation, molecular function: protein kinase C binding. Gene Ontology annotation, biological process: regulation of cellular localization; establishment or maintenance of cell polarity; centrosome cycle. Bases 207 to 1514 code for a protein of 435 amino acids.
UUGUCUUUCACAUUUUUUUUUUCUGCAGAAGUUUUGAGAAGUGACUGAGACACACCGCGACCCAGAGUUCAGACAAAGUGACACACAAUUUCGCAGGAUUACCUUUACCGCAUCUUUAAAGUGAAUAUUGGACGUUUACCAACGGGACGGGGUUUUUAAAUCGAGCCCCUCAUCCUGGACGGGCUGAAAACUUUCAACCGAACAAAAUGAACCGGAGCUUUAAUAAUAAAUCGCAGUCUUUGCGUAGCUUAAACAUGAACGCAGUGGAAGUAAAAAGCAAGUAUGGGGCAGAGUUCCGAAGGUUUUCGGUGGAUCGGCUAAAACCCGGCAAAUUUGAUGAGUUCUACAACCUCAUCAUGACCAUCCACCGGAUCGCAAACAUGGAGGUGAUGAUUGGAUAUGCUGACGUCCAUGGAGAUCUCCUUCCCAUCAAUAACGAUGAGAACUUUUGCAAGGCCGUGUCUACCGCACACCCCCUGCUGCGAAUCUUCAUACAAAAACAAGAAGAGGUUGACUACAGCAGCUUUGGCACCAGCACACUGACCCGGAAAAAGAAGGCUGUUGUUACUCUCCGCAAUGACCUGAACCGGAAGCGGCCACAUAUACGCAUUGGUAUGCCUCAGGACUUCCGUCCCGUGUCAUCCAUUAUUGAUGUGGACAUACUUCCUGAGUCCCACCGGAGAGUUCGACUCUACCGGUAUGGCUCAGACAAGCCUCUGGGCUUCUACAUCCGUGAUGGCACCAGUGUCCGUGUUACAGCCCAUGGUUUGGAAAAGGUCCCGGGUAUCUUCAUCUCCCGCCUGGUCCCCGGAGGCCUGGCCGAGAGCACAGGCCUGCUUGCCGUCAAUGAUGAGGUCCUGGAGGUCAAUGGCAUUGAGGUGACCGGGAAGACAUUGGACCAGGUAACGGACAUGAUGAUCGCAAACAGCCACAACCUUAUUGUGACUGUGAAGCCGGCGAACCAACGCAACAAUGUGGUGCGCAGCAGUCGCAUCUCUGGCAGUUCGGGUCAGUCAUCUGACAGCAGCGGUUCUGUGGGCUACCCCGCCAUCACCACACCCUCAGGUGCCACCGCCAUCAGCCAUGGUUAUAGCCCAGAAGACCUGGAGAGUGACGAGGAGUCGGACAUCGUAAUUGAGAGCAACAUCAAACGGCCAUCACGCCGCUCUAACGCAUCAGUUGCUUCGACUGCAUCCCGGUCCCAGAUGCAAAUGACUGCAGUUGCCCCACCCAGCCCCCCUACACGACCCCAAACAAGACCCCCAUCCACCGUAUCGACUGCCUCUUUCCAUUCUCAACCGAGCUUUAACGGCACAGUGCACAACAGUUUGAGUUACAAGCUUCACAAGGACCUUACCCUCCAGCACCACCCCUACCACAGCAGUAACCCCACCAUGAGGGGGAGCAAUGGCAGCCUGCACAAAAUCCUCAGCAGUCUGAGGACAGACCCCCGUCACAGCCUGACUUUACCCAGAGGAGGGGUGGAGGAGGAUGGAACAGUUAUCACUUUAUAAAUGAUAACUGUGCCAUCCUCCAGAGACUUGGCCUUUCAGCCUGGGAAGUCAGACUUGACUUUGAACCUCAGAAACUUUAAGGGUUUUGUAAAACAAAUAAUUUAACAGAAACAUUAUCUGUAAAUGUCACACUUUUAAAUGAUUGCUCUUAAUGUGUUGUGAUGUCUUAUUAAUCAAAAAAUUCAUCGGAAUUAGUGGUGUGUGUGUUACUUUUUCCAAGCGGAGCCACUGAUUUUAUCAUGUCUAUCAACUUUUUGUUCUUGUUUAGAGGUUAAUUUUAAUCAUGUUAUCUAAAUGUCUUCUGGGACCAGAAAUUAGGUUUAGUCCUGUGUGUGAUGUUUUAUACUGUUUACAUUUCGUACCUGAAAACGUUUGCUCCUGGUGUAAUGGAAAAAGCUGAUUAUGCAGUUACAAAAAUGAAUUUACAUUUAAUUAGCCACACAAACGUUUUUUAUUAACUCCAAGUUAAUAAAUAGUAUUACUAUUCAUUAUUAUGAAUUUCUUUUAUAUUUUUGUUGAAUGUGUUCAAUACCUUAAGACCGUGAAUUCCCUCAACCUUGAUAUAUUUAACAUGGCUUGUUUCAGCAUCACAAAAGAACAUUGUAAUUUGACAAAUUAUGUAAAAUUACUAAAUGAGAUGAUCUUAUCUUUUGUUAUCUUAAAACAUAUUCUAAUGUCUUGUUUUUAAGUCAUUCAAAAAGAUGUUGACUUGGGUUUGGUUUAAUUAGACAUUUUUAGGUAUUUCACACUUUGAUGUCUUCAUAUAGACCUCUUGACUUAAGGAGCCCAGUGGAAUGCGAAGUGGUCGGUUCUGUGUUUAAGCCCGCACACAUAUUUUCUGUCACCUCACUGUUAAUGAGCCCUCACCUCUGACCUCCACUAAGUCUUUAAGGUAAUCCAGCCACUGAGCAUACUUACAUUUUUACAUUGGGAACAAUUAUGUUUUGAAGCACACUCUAGUAGUGUGGUUAGGCUGAAGUAGUUUUUGUUUGUAAAGAUGCUCCUUCUUGGUGGUUUUUUACUUGUGACUUGUCUUUCAGAAAUCUGUGGAAUACUUUUCUGUGUGUAAUUUAAAACCACUGUGGAUCCCUUUCAUUUGCUUUUAGGUUGACUGCAUUGAUAUAUCAUGUUAAAACAAGGACUAACCUUCAUAUCCAGCAUUUUUGUAGAUAUGAGCAUUUUGCCUUAGAGUCCCUCCUACAUGCAUAAUUUUCCCAAACCAUACACACUCGGUAUUUGGAUCUGACCACUGGAAAUAAAAUAUUAUAACGUUAAACUUUGAUAAAAGCAUGGACAUGGAGGAACACGUGCACGGUUGUGUCGAAAAAGCUGUAUUGUGAGUCGCCAUCUGCUGGUCGCUCUGUGAACUACCAUUACAUUAAAUAGAGCGUCUCCCCUUUCCUGCGAAGAAUCGCAUUUUUAUAUUUUGCAUUAAACAUUUAUGAUGAUUUCUUGGUUAAUUUCUGUCUGUUUUAACAUUGAAUAAAUCUAAUGGAAAUAAAAAAGACUAGAUAAAAAAGCAGAUUAUUAAAGAAAUGGGUACAACGGAUGUCCCCCUCUGUUGUGUUACGUGUCAUGUUUCUGUUUUAUCCAACCAUCUUUAAAAUUCAUGUAGAAUGUAGAAUAUUAUUUGAUGGUUUAACCUGAUGAAGUUUGGUAAUAUUCUGUGUCUGAAAAUGCUCAUGAAGGUUUAGCCAUGGCAGUCAAGAGUAAACUACACUUAAAAUGUUGGUUUUCAAGCCCUUUCCAUUUAAAAAUACAUGGAACGUGAAUAUUGUCUAUAUGUUUUUUUUGUUGUUGUUGUUGUUGUUGGUUUUUUUUUUACUGGUGUCAAACUUUUUUAAAAAUAUAAUAAAUUCUGAGA